AUGACCUACAUUUCCAGUCACGUGGUUGCGUACGGGUUUAUAACUUUAAGUGCAAAAAAAUUUAUACAUAAUGUGCUAUUUGAUCAGCAUUCUAUAAAAAUGUAUGAUGCUGAGGGAACUAUUCAAUGGAAUAAACAUAUAGCAGAUCCAAUUAUAGGGAAAGUUAAGGAGUUAAAGUUAAAGCGAUACAAAUUCACCGUGAAUGUGGUAUCUGGUGAACAACAUGGUAAAGGAGUAAAAAUGAGUACAAGGUGUAUUUGGGAUGCGUCAGAUGCAUGUGCGUAUGAUAGUUUCUUAAACGAUGCAAUAUUCUGCGUGACUUCAGUGGAUGCUGUAAAUUUUUAUUAGAAAAUGGAUACAUACCACUGAUUUUGGUAUAUUGUUUAUUUAAAGAACAUUGUGAUACGAAUGAAAGAG
This is a messenger RNA of Frieseomelitta varia, 417 nucleotides long. Its product is annotated as dynein light chain Tctex-type protein 2B-like. The record is from RefSeq and is a predicted model, not a curated record. Gene Ontology annotation, cellular component: cytoplasm; cytoplasmic dynein complex. Gene Ontology annotation, molecular function: dynein intermediate chain binding. NCBI's taxonomy places the organism in Eukaryota, Metazoa, Arthropoda, Insecta, Hymenoptera, Apidae. Gene Ontology annotation, biological process: microtubule-based movement.